Molecule: messenger RNA, 1516 nt
Organism: Photinus pyralis (common eastern firefly)
Lineage: Eukaryota; Metazoa; Arthropoda; Insecta; Coleoptera; Lampyridae
Product: serine protease easter-like
Exons: 7
Coding region: 361-1488 (375 amino acids)
Biological process (GO): proteolysis
Molecular function (GO): serine-type endopeptidase activity
Source: RefSeq, a predicted model, not a curated record
CUAAACGACGAACUACUUUUUCAUUCAUGUGAUAAUAUUGAUCAUUUCCUUCAUUUAGUAAAAUAAUCAGAAUUGCUAUGGUGACUGUGACCGAUUGUUUGAAAACGUCAAAAUUUUACCGCGGUUGAAAAUGUGUCAAAAAUUUCUUACGUGAUCCAAGGAAUAAUCAAGCCGAAUAUCCCGCGUGCUUAUAAAUAUUAUAGAUUUUGUCGUUUUCAAUCAAAUUGUUUUGCUAAAAAGAAAUACUUCUCCUGAAUUCUCCACCCACAAUCCACCCAAUUUUGUAACAUGGUAAAUUGACUCGACGUAUUUUUAAGCAAAACAUUUGACGAAAAAGUCAAAAUUUAAUCGGCUAUUUUUAUGCACUUGGGAUAUUACUGUUGCAAUAUAGUGGAUUCAGCGAAAAAGUUUAGGGGAGUUCUCAAUAUAUCUCCAUCUAAACAGUCAGAUUGCACCACGCCUGGAAAACAACUUGGGCAGUGUAUAUCUUUUCAAGAUUGUCGGGAGCUGACAAAGUUGUAUAAGAGUCGCCCAUACCAUGAAACUGCCGCCUAUUUGGACGAAGCACGUUGCGGGCUUAAGGGUGAGGAAGAACAAAUGUGUUGUUCGAUAAACGGUAACGAUUUCCUGUUAUACUUGGCACUAAUCACGACCAGCACGACCGAUACUCCAAAUCUUCUCCCUUCUCCUGACAAAUGUGGGCGAGAGAUGGGAAUGAGAAUGUUUGGUGGAAAAGUGGCGGAGUUGGACGAAUUUCCAUGGAUGGCGAUCCUUGAGUAUUCAAAAGCAAAACAGUCAGAUAGUAGCUUCCACUGCAGUGGUGCUUUAAUUUCCAACAGAUAUGUUCUAACAGCAGCUCAUUGCAUUACAGCGUACAGGGCCGAACAAUGGGAACUGAGAAGCGUUCGCUUAGGCGAACACACUUUACAAAACAAAACAGACUGUAACCCCUUCUACUGCACGAAAGAUCCAGUAAAUGUGCCAGUGGAAGAGUUAAUUACCCACGAGCUUUUCGAUCCCAACAGUGUAUCUUCAGCUAAUAAUAUAGCGUUAAUUAGACUUCAGCAAGAGGUAGUAUUCACAGAUUUCAUUCAUCCCAUUUGUCUGCCACCAACUGAUAAUACGGACUACACAGGGCUCAACAUGCUCAUUUCUGGAUGGGGACAGACAGAACAUGUACCGAAGAGUGGUGAAAAAUUGAAGCUACGGAUUCAGGUAACAACACAAGAAAAGUGCAUAACAACGUACCGGCUAGCGAACGUGGAACUAAAAGAAGGUCAGAUAUGUGCGGGUGGAGUGAAAGGAGAGGACUCGUGUCUCGGUGAUGGCGGAGGACCACUUAUGUUAUUUAAUCAAACAGCUUCAACUUAUUUUGUUGCCGGAAUUACGACAUUUGGUAACGCGGAUUGUGGUACGGAAGAUUGGCCUAGUGUUUAUACGAAGGUUGUAAAUUACAUCCCAUGGAUUAAUAGUAAACUAAGACCGUAGUGAUUAAUAAAAUAUUUUGUAAAAGUGG